AUGAAUACCAGGCAGGCUCUUAGGCUAAGGGUGGUCCGAGCAUAUCAGAUUCAUGAGAGGAAUGAUCCAUCGAAGAUUAGAUCAAAAGAAAUUGUUUUCCAUGAUGAAGAGGGUUCCUUCUUGCAUGCUCAUGUACCCAAGGAGUAUGUUGAAAAGUAUCUUGACUGUUUUUCAGAAGGUUCAGUGUAUGCUAUAAAAAAUUUUUGUGUGAUCACAAACUUUUACUCAUACAAAACCAGCCCACAGAAGUACAUGAUAAAAUUUAACUAUCAGACUAUGGUUAAGGAUUUAAAGCAUGUGAAGUUUCCUAUGAAAAUGUAUCGGCUGAAGACCUUUAAAGAGAUCAAGUCUAUUGAAGGCCUUGAUGAGAAACACCUAUUUGAUGUUAUUGGUCGAGUUAUUGAAAUACACUGCCCAGAGGAAAAAUUAAUUAAUGGGAAGAACUCCAGGCUGAUUGACUUCACUCUUGAAGACCCCGAUGGAAUACAACUAAUGUGUACUUUGUGGGAUGAACACGUAAGCAAGAUUGAGGCAUUCUACAAUUCUACUUCACAAGAACCAUUGUUGGUCUUGGUACAGUUCUGUAGGGCAAGGGUGUGUUUAAAAAGUGGUGAUGUCAAGAUUUGUAGCUCCUAUGAUGUAACACAGCUGCUUUUCAACCAAGAAUCUCUCCCCUUUGAGGAGUUCAGGAAGAGGACGAGUCAUGAACAGACACCAAUGCGCAAUAUUAUAUCGCAAUCAAGUUUUAAGGAAUGUAGCUCAUAUUCAGUUGCACUAUCUGGUGAUAUGGAAGUGCGUACUAUCAGUGAGAUCUACAGAGACAAGGAGUUUGGAGAUUUCUGGGUUGCAGCUAGGAUUGUGUUCAUUGAUGAUCCAGAGUGGUACUAUGCUUCAUGUCGAACCAAGGGUUGCAACAAAAAGCUUAAGCUAAAAGGGAAAUGGCUGUGGUGUAGUACAUGUGACAGAAAUUGGGGUGAUGGGACACUGAGGUACAGAGUUAAGGUUAGAGUUGUGGACUUGGAUGGCAAUGCGCCUUUUCUUCUAUGGGACAGGGAGUGCCUCGAUCUAAUUGGAAUUCGUGCAGAUGAUUUGAAGGAUACCGAUACAAAGGGAAGAAAGGGUCUACCUAAGGAGCUUGAAACUCUAAUCGACUUGAAUCUGUUAUUUCGAAUUGCUGUGCGUAAGGAACAGUUCCAAAACUAUCUCAAUGCUUUCCCUGUUAUGAGAAUCAUCACUGAUGAAAAGAUUGUUGAGAAGCACGCACCAGAGCUAAUCCAAGUUAGGGACAGGGACCUCUCAUCAAAGUUGGAGUUGGAGCUUACGGAUGAGGACCUAUGGGAUAUAGAGGAUAUCGACCCAGCAAAUGAAGCUGAAAGCCCUCUCCAAGUUGUUGCACAGAGACUGAACGAAGAUAACAGUAUUGAGAAUGGAACCGUGAAGAGAUCGCUAAUUGAUGAGUUUUCAAGCACACAAAGUUCGAAGAAAAGCAAGGACAGUGUUGUGAAGAUUGAGAAAGAAACAGAUUUGUAA
Molecule: messenger RNA, 1530 nt
Organism: Ipomoea nil (Japanese morning glory)
Lineage: Eukaryota; Viridiplantae; Streptophyta; Magnoliopsida; Solanales; Convolvulaceae
Exons: 9
Coding region: 1-1530 (509 amino acids)
Source: RefSeq, a predicted model, not a curated record